Messenger RNA from Anisakis simplex (herring worm), 315 nucleotides. NCBI's taxonomy places the organism in Eukaryota, Metazoa, Nematoda, Chromadorea, Rhabditida, Anisakidae. The record is from the annotation of a GenBank genome assembly.
AUGGAAAGAAAAUUAAGAUUUUUGGAACGAGAAAUUAAGAAAGAUGCGAUUCCAAUGCUGGAUACUGGCGAGAAUCCGGAUGCACCUCAACCACGAGAAAUGAUCGACUUAGAGGCGACAUUCGAAAAAUUAGAAAAUGAAUUGCGUGAGGUGAAUCAAAACGAGGAAAUGCUCAAGAAGAACUUCUCCGAGCUAACCGAACUGAAACACAUUCUGCGUAAAACACAACAAUUCUUCGACGAGGUAUCAUCAUUUCGUUUGUUUACAUCGAUUUAUUCACAUCAAUCACACUUUUCGAAAAUAGCCAAAAGUUGA